Molecule: messenger RNA, 2307 nt
Organism: Zingiber officinale
Lineage: Eukaryota; Viridiplantae; Streptophyta; Magnoliopsida; Zingiberales; Zingiberaceae
Product: putative pentatricopeptide repeat-containing protein At3g49142
Exons: 1
Coding region: 92-2197 (701 amino acids)
Biological process (GO): RNA modification
Molecular function (GO): RNA binding; protein binding; zinc ion binding
Source: RefSeq, a predicted model, not a curated record
AGACUAGGCCUGAGCGCGGCAAACCAGAGAAGAUAAUCAGAAUUUAUAUUUGAUAAGAAUUAUCUCAUGUCAUCAUGCUCUGGAACAUCUCAUGAUCGCCGCCGUCGUCCAGCCGCCGGUCCUUCUCACCGUGAUCAGACGCUCUAACCCCACUCCCCUUUCCUUUCUCUUUCUGACUCGCGCUGCCUCCCACCGAUCAUAUGGCCUCUCCGCUGUGCCCCACAAUGCCGGCGGCCGCCACGACGAGGACUGCCACAACUCCCCCUUGGUCCGAGCCGUGGACCGGUGCCGCUCCCCGCGCUCCCUCCCCGCCCUCCGCGCCCUCCACUCCACCCUCCACCACCAUCCCCUGCUCCUCUCCCACCCUGCCGUACAAAUCAAACUCAUCCGCGCCCUCGCAGCUUGCGGCGACCCCCACGGUGCUCGACGCCUAUUCGACGGCGCUCCCGCCAAGAAAACUGUUUUCUUCAACAUCAUAAUCCGGAGCUACGUCGAUCACGGACUCCACCUCCACGCCCUCAGCUUCUUCGUGGACGUAACCCUCCGCCAUCAAGUGAAGGCCGACAACUACACCUUCCCCUGCGUCCUCAAGGCUUGCGCCGCCUCCAACCACCUCUGCGGAGGUAUUCAGAUCCACGGAGCUGUCACCAAGCUCUGCCUCGACUCCGAUCUCUUCGUCGGCAACACACUCAUUGCCGUGUACGCACGGUGUGGGCGGUUCUCUGACGCCUCCCAGAUGUUCGAUGAAAUGCCGAAAAGGGACGUAGUGUCCUGGAACGCGAUGAUUGCAGGGUAUGCCAAACAUGGACAACUUGAACGUGCGCUCGAUCUCUGCAAGGAGAUGGUGGCGCAACAAAACCCAAGACCUGAUUCUGGUACGUUGGCUAGCAUCUUGCCUGCAAUGUCCAGAACUGAGAUAGCCAAUGUAGAGCUUAUGCGGAAACUGUUCGACGAAAUGAGUAAGAAGAACACAGUUUCUUGGAAUGCAAUGAUAGCAAUAUACACAAACAAUUCAAUGCCAAGGGAGGCAGUGGAUCUCUUUUCAAAGAUGGAGAUUGCAGGAAUAGAGCCUGAUGCCGUCACACUCGCCAGCAUUCUCCCUGCUUGUGGUGAUUCGUCGGCUUUCACUCUCGGAAGGCGAAUACACCAACUCAUUGAAAGGAAAAGAAUGCGCCCUAAUCUGGUGCUCGAGAAUGCUCUGAUGGACAUGUAUGCAAAUUGUGGGUGCCUGAAGACUGCAAGGGAAAUCUUUGAUAGCAUGAAUUGGAAGGAUGUGGUAUCUUGGAAUUCUAUAAUCUCAGCUUACGGGAUGCAUGGACAUGGGUUGGAUGCCAUUGCUUUCUUCGAUCAGAUGGUAAAGUCAGGCAUAAAGCCGGAUUCGAUUGCUUUUCUUUCAAUCAUCUCUGCUUGUAGUCAUGCAGGCUUAGUGAAUCAGGGCAAACACUAUUUCAACCUUAUGACAGAACACUACCAUUUGUCUCCCACCAUUGAGCAUUAUGCUUGCAUGGUGGACCUUCUAGCUCGCUCGGGUAACCUUAAUGAAGCUUAUGAUUUCAUUAUUGAGAUGGCUAUAAAACCAAAUGAGAGAGUAUGGGGAGCACUAUUAAAUGCUUGCAGGAUUUAUUCAAACAUGGAAAUUGGGUUGAAUGCUGCAGAUCAUUUAUUCAAACUAGUUCCUGAGCAAUCUGGAUAUUAUGUGCUUUUGUCGAAUAUUUACGCUAGGGCUGGUAGGUGGGAGGAGGUUAUGGUGGUGAGGGAGAUGAUGAUCAACAAAGGGAUAAAGAAACUGCCGGGUUGCAGUAAGGUUGAGCUAUGGAACGAUGUGCAUACCUUUUACAUUGGUGAUCGAAUACACCCUCGAUCUAAAGAAAUCUACGAGAAACUGGAUGUCCUGAUGGUGAGGCUGAAGGAGUUGGGAUAUGGUACUGAGACUGAGACUGCUCUUCAUGAUGUCGAGGAGGAAGACAAGGAGGGCCAUCUUUUGGUGCACAGCGAGAAGCUUGCAGUUGCCUUUAUGCUCAUAAACACUAGUCCAGAGACACCAAUCAGGAUAACGAUGAACCUUCGUAUGUGCUUGGAUUGCCAUCAGGCCAUGAAACUCAUUUCAAGCAUCACUCAACGUGAGAUCACCAUCAAAGACACUAACAGGUUUCACCAUUUUGUGUGUGGAGUCUGCUCGUGUGGAGAUUAUUGGUGAGGGGCUGCAAGUAAAUUUUGGUGAUGAAUUCAUUAUCAUGUAGUUGAGACAACAAAACCAAGAUGCAUCAUCUUUAUAAAUAAGAGGCUAUAGAUCAAGUUGGUAAGUCA